Messenger RNA from Lachnellula hyalina, 798 nucleotides. It is a transcript of the gene HAD, whose product is annotated as 2-haloalkanoic acid dehalogenase. The transcript has 2 exons. The coding region runs from base 1 to 798 and encodes 265 amino acids. Lineage: Eukaryota; Fungi; Ascomycota; Leotiomycetes; Helotiales; Lachnaceae. The record is from RefSeq and is a predicted model, not a curated record. Gene Ontology annotation, molecular function: hydrolase activity, acting on halide bonds, in C-halide compounds.
AUGUCCUCGGGAAAUAAGACUGUAAUUGCAUUUGACCUGUACGGCACGUUACUCUCAACCGAGAGUAUUGCCAAGGAACUCGCUACUCACUUUGGGGACGAGAAAGCCCAGUCUGUAGCUGCACUAUGGAGAAGGCAAGUCAGCAUCAUAGGGUUGUAUGGGUGUCUCUAUAAACCCUUCUCAGAAAUCACCAAUACAUCUCUCCGGCACGCCUUAGAUGAACUCAGUCUCUCGCUCUCAGAUACCGAUGUUAGCAAGCUCAUGACAGCCUACGACUCCCUCGGCACCUUCCCCGACGUGCCACCCGCGCUAAAAGCACUUGCCAGCAACCCCUCAAUCGACGCCUACGUUUUCUCCAACGGCACAGACGCCAUGGUAUCAUCAUCGGUAAACCAAUCACCCUCACUGUCAUCUCAUACCUCCGUUUUCAAAGGUAUCGUGACCGUAGAGGAAGUGAAAGCCUACAAGCCGGAUCCAAAAGUCUACACGCACCUUGCGGAGAAGGUUGGGAAGAAGGCAGGGGAUAUGGCGGAUAUUUGGCUCGUGAGUGGGAAUCCUUUUGAUGUCGUGGGCGCGAGAGCUGCUAGUAUGCAAGCUGCGUGGAUUGACAGAGCUGGUGGGCAUCAUGGGAAAGGGGGGUGGACUGAUAAAUUAGGCGAGUUGGCAAGCGGUGGACCUACGGUAAUUGUUAAAGGGGUCGACGAGGCAGUUAACGAGAUUCAGAAACGGACCAAGGAUAAUGGUGGGAAAAGUGGUGCAGGUUUUAAUAACGAGGCAGCUGCUUUAGGGCCAGGUUAA